Messenger RNA from Mobula hypostoma (lesser devil ray), 1590 nucleotides. It is a transcript of the gene idi1, whose product is annotated as isopentenyl-diphosphate delta isomerase 1. Gene Ontology annotation, cellular component: cytoplasm. Bases 317 to 1183 code for a protein of 288 amino acids. Lineage: Eukaryota; Metazoa; Chordata; Chondrichthyes; Myliobatiformes; Myliobatidae. The record is from RefSeq and is a predicted model, not a curated record. Gene Ontology annotation, molecular function: isopentenyl-diphosphate delta-isomerase activity. Gene Ontology annotation, biological process: isopentenyl diphosphate biosynthetic process; isoprenoid biosynthetic process. The transcript is spliced from 5 exons.
UUCGCGUUCUCGGCUGGAAGCGUGAGACGUCAGCGCGGAAGCGGAGUGCAGCGGGGCAGCGGUUCGGUCCCGGUACCGGUCCCGGUCCCGGUCCCGGUAGAGCGCGGCUGAGCAGCUGCGCUGACGUUAUCAGAACGUGACCGCGGUUGCCGCCGGCAGGGGUCGAGUGAACGGCUGGGCGCGGGGGCGGGGCGUGCAGCGUCGCGUCUCGUCUCGAGCUUUGCCUUGGCCGGUGGCGAGCUGGAAGGACGUUCCGCUGAUUGGCCGGCCGAUCGGAAGAUUGGCGAAGGUGAACAGGAGACUGCAAGCUGAUUGGAUGGGGUCGAUUGGGGUGAUGACGCGGGCGCUGCUGACUCGCUCGCCUCGUGGAGUGACGGGCGGCGUGUGGUGGAAGCGGGCCGUUGCUGCGCGGCCGGGAGCGGCUAGUUGGUGCCGACAGGCUCGCCGUAGUUCGGUAGCAAGCCAGCAUUCCUGGGCCGUUGGAAAAAGCACAGCAGCCAUGCCGGUAAUAAACACUGACAACCUGGAUGCAAAACAGGUCCAGCUCUUGGCUGAAAUGUGCAUCCUGAUCAACGAGAAUGACAUUAAAACUGGAGCAGACACAAAGAGGAAUUGUCACCUCAAUGAAAACAUUAAUAAAGGUUUGCUUCACAGAGCCUUCAGUGUUUUCAUCUUCAACAGUGAGGGGAAACUUUUGCUGCAGCAGCGAUCCGACGCGAAGAUCACUUUUCCUGGUUGUUUUACAAACACUUGCUGCAGUCAUCCACUUAGCACAGCAGCAGAAAUGGAGGAAAAAGAUGCAAUUGGCGUAAGACGAGCAGCCCAGCGCAGGUUAAAAGAAGAGUUUGGCAUCCCUGUGCAACAGGUCCCGUUAGAAGAGAUGAAUUACUUGACCCGUAUUCACUACAAGGCUCAGUCUGAUGGGAUCUGGGGAGAACACGAAAUUGACUAUAUAAUAUUUAUACAGAAGGAUGUAACUUUGAAACCCGACCCAAAUGAGAUCAAAAGUUACUGCUACGUGACAAAAGAGGAACUGAAGGAUCUACUGGAGAAAGCAGAAAACAAGGCAGUGAAAAUCACACCGUGGUUCAAACUUAUUGCUGAGAAGUUUCUCUUUACGUGGUGGGAUAGUCUGCAUAAUCUUAAGCAGUUCAUAAACCAUGAGGAAAUUCACCGAAUGUAAAAUGCUUUAUUGGUUACUGAAUUCCCUUGAAGAGAACUAAUCAGUAAAGACACUAAUUUUUGUAAAUCAUUCACACUGGAAUUUACAGAGAAGUGGCUGUUGUGCUCAGUAUUGUGCAAAUAAAACCCGAGUGGGGUACUGGUUUUCAGGAAAAUGUAGUAAUUGUCUAAGGUAAUUAUUCUAAAUGUAGUUUAGGUUUGUUCUGUUUAUGUAUCAGCCAUAUGCAUGGUUGUACUGACAUGCAAGUUAUAAAUUUGUAAUUGUUUUUAGUGUAUUGAAGAGGUUUGUCAAUUAUGAGUACCCUGUUUAGUUAAAUAGCUCUAUAAAUGAUUUCAGUUGUAUGUGGAUACAUGCUUUGAUAAUAAAUUAAAUAAAAUGAUUGAAACCUAUCAUAACAGAUCUUGAAG